GUGCUGCGGAUUUUUCGUGAAGCUGAAGCGCCCUUUCACAUGUCUGUUAGCUCUGUUUUGCAGCUGUUUCGGAGCGGGAGUAAGGUGUUUGUGUGGUGUAGAUUGAAACGGGACAUUGUUAACACGCUCUGUCACAUAUGAAGCCAUCCUAAACCACAGACGAUGCAGCUCCUGCUUAUGUCAGGCAGCAACGUAGGGAUCUGCUGAGUGAGGGGUGCGUUGCCUGCACCUUCUCCCCCCAGCUUCUCCAGCCAGAUGAACUACAUCGGGAGGAUAAUUACCAAUGUGCGUGACUUCUGCAAUGAAAUCAAUUCCGCUACGCUCACGGGGGCCAUCGACGUCAUCGUCGUGGAGCAGCCGGACGGGUCCUUUGCCACAUCACCCUUCCAUGUCCGUUUUGGAAAGAUCGGCGUCCUGCGGAGCCGGGAGAAAAUUGUGGACAUAGAGAUAAACGGAAAGCCCGUUAACAUCCACAUGAAGCUCGGAGAAUCGGGCGAGGCAUUCUUCGUUGAGGAGGUCCACGAGGAGAAGGAUUUGGUACCCACAUAUUUGGCAACAUCACCCCUGCCCACCCGCACAGACAUUGGCGAAGAACUCAAUAAGCUGAAAGCCUCGUUCGAACAAAUGACCAUCGAAGAAGAGCGCAUGCGCGUGCCCGACGUCACCAGGUCGACUCCCGCGGGCACGUCGCCCGAAGCGCCCGUCACGGUCGCCCCGUCACCCGUCUUGUCCGGCCUCAUCAGCCCCAUCGCAUCCGCUUGUCCCUCGUGCAUCGAUAGUCCCAGCGGUACGGUCACGCCCACCGUCGAGCCACGUCGGCCAUCCACGGCGAGGGCGCACAAGCCAUCGCCGCAGACGGCAAAGAAGCCAAAGGAAUCCAUCGGAGUCCAGACGGAGCCGUCGCUCACCGGUUGUGAAGAGAAUUCCGAAGACACCUUUGCGGAGGACCCGCGGCACCCGAAGCGGAAGAAGAAGAAGCUGCGGAGACGCUCGAAAGCGAGCGAGGAGCCUCUACGAAUGUCGCCGCUGGUGCCGGACGACGAAGACAUCUUUCAGAUGGACAGCGACUAUGACGUUGAUCACAUAAUCACAGCUAUAUCAGUGACUGGUGCAUCGAGCUCGUCGCAUUCUCCUACCCCGCAGCCAAUCGUACACCCGACCCUCCUCAGUCGAUCCGUUACCGUGCCCAUGGGAAUCGGCACUCCGCGAGAGGACUGGCAGCAACUGGUCACUCCGAAAAGGCUGUCCGCGACUUACUCUGGCGGCGGAAUGCAUCCAUUCAGUGACGGCGACCUCACCCCACCUCAUAGCCCUCAAGUUUCACGACCUGCAAGUCCAAAGUCGGACACGGAAUACGAGAACCGCAUGAUGGACGCCAACAGCCAGACAGAGGACAACACCAUUAGCUGGACGUGGGGAGAACUGCCGCACAUUCCGCAGAAGUCUCGCUUCAAGGAAGCGGAAGAAGCGCGCGAUGCGGAGACGACGUUGAAGGGGGAGCCGUUGUCGUCGGAUGACGAAGAGCUGGUCAAACUCAAAAGAGACGUAGCCAACCACUCGAUGCUGGGAGGUGUGCUCAGCUUCAUGAAACCCAGCACGAAAAAGGUGAAGGAAGAGACGAUGACCGAAGGAAUCUACCUGGAUGACAUCGACCCUCAAGACUUGGACCCCGAGGUAGCUGCGCUGUACUUCCCAAAGUAUAGAUCUCGACAGUCUCCGCGGCAGAGGGACGACGACGUUGAGUCUGGCAAUGGCCCAUCCCUUUCUCAGUCGCCCAUCAGCGAUGGGGGAGCGGGACAGCUGGCUGCGCUGCACGCUCUCGACAGCGACAGCGAGGAACGGCACAGUGCAUUUGAGCCUCCAAGGAAAUUUUCCGACCUGGCCAUGUCGCUCUGUGGCGGCCUGGUUGACUGCGACCAUUCCAUGAUGGAGGAAAAGUUUUCGCACUUCAUGGUUACCUACGACCAGUUCUGCGAGAAUCCCGACCUGAUAAACAGCCAGGAUUUGGUCAUUAGAAUGGGCGGAAAAUAUUACAACUGGAAUGCCAUAUCUCCGCAUCUGCUAUCGCUCGCAAUGUAUCACAGGCCGUUACCCGAAAAAACAUUAAACAGGCUGGCAGACAUUCACAUGCCAAAGAAGAAGAAGAGGUCCUACUCCUGGUGGUCUUGGGGACGAACGGAAGCAAAAGCUGAUGGAGUAGAAAAGGCUGGAUCACAGCACAGCGACGAAAAUCUCGCGACAAGCGACGGCAGCGACGGCUCGGACAUUCCCGCCAUGGUGAAAGUUCCGGAGCUUGGCAGCGAGGCCACGGUGCCCGUGCUCCGGCUGCCCAACUCAACAAACCUCACAAAGCUAAAUGUGUCGAGGGAGGCGAAGGAGGACCACUACACCACGUCCGCCUCGAGCGACACCGAUACGCACGACAACGUAAAGGUGUCGCCCCCCCGCGAGAUAUACAAAGAUCGGGACUUCGAAGAUAAGCCGAGGUGUGAAAAGUACAAGAAGACGCUCAGGCUGUCGUCUGACAAGAUCGCGAGUCUCAACCUAAAAAGCGGUGCGAACGAAGUGGUGUUCAGCGUCACCACUGCCUACCAGGGAACAACCCGUUGCAUGUGCCAUAUCUACCUCUGGAAGCACGACGACAAGAUCGUCAUCUCCGACAUCGACGGCACGAUUACAAAGUCAGACGUCCUGGGACACAUCCUUCCAAUCCUGGGCAAGGACUGGGCCCAAUCUGGUGUGGCGAAGCUCUUCACCAAGAUUCGAAAUAACGGCUACCAGUUCCUGUACCUGUCUGCUCGCGCCAUCGGACAGGCGCACCUGACGCGAGAGUACCUGCGUAGCAUUCGCCAGGGUGACCUGUGGCUGCCGGACGGACCCUUGUUGCUGUCGCCCACUUCUCUUAUCAAUGCAUUGCACAGGGAAGUCAUCGAGAAGAAACCGGAAGAAUUCAAGAUCAGCUGUCUCCGCGACAUCCAGACACUCUUCAACAGCAUUCCCGAAAACCCGUUCUACUCUGGCUUUGGCAAUAAGAUAAAUGACACGCUGGCCUAUCGUGCCGUCGGAAUCCCGGUGUCGCGCAUCUUCACCAUCAACCACAGAGGAGAACUGAAGUUGGAACUUAUGCAAAACUUCCUUUCAUCGUACAACUGCCUGAGUGAUGUAGCUGACCACGUGUUCCCACCCCUGAGGCGGAGGGCCCUAGGGGACGAUGCGGGGAAACUGGCGACAUCUUUCCUAGCCUGCGAAGAGUUUAGUUCGUUCACGUACUGGCGUGAUCCCAUUCCCCCAAUUGAAAUCAAGAUUGAGAGUCCCACACCCAAGUGAUGUGCACCUGCUUUGAGUGCUCAAUGUUCUAGUCUUCAAGUUGAUGUUCUUCUUCCUGCCGUCUGGAACGGUGGCGGAACACGGAGGCCUCCGUACAAAUGCCAAAGAAUAGCAACUGCUCCCCUUAGUCAUCAUGACAAACCACGCACAAACAUUCACACAUUUAUAAUUGUAGAAUAUAGCCAAUACCACGACCCGAUGUGUCCGAGGCAGCGUCCUAACUUAAUGCCCGGGGGACAUCGGUUCCCGGGUGACAUUUGUGUGUCAUCUGCCUCCUGAAUGAUUCUUGCAGAAAUGCUCAGUUUUUUUUUUUUUUCUUCAGUGAUCUCAUCCUGUACAUGUAUCAUAAUACGUGCUUAUGCAUCAUAAUGCCUAUCUCGAUGUACCAAUAAUGGUGUCAUUCCACGUUUCUCUGUGCCAAUCGUGAGCCGAAAAAAAAAAGAAAAAAAAAGCUGUUCAGUAAAACUCUCCAGACACAGCCUUUUUUUUUUUCCGGAUUUCACGAAGUCGUUAGAAAAUAAGUGUCAAUUUGAAUGUAUAGUCAUGAUGUGCAAGAUGGCUCUCAAAGAGAGUAUUUUGGAUUUUUAUAAAUGAGAAAUUGUGUAAUUUAUGGUUUGCUUCGUGCUUUUGUUUAGGCAUCUACGGUGAAAUAAUGUGUAAGUCUUGUCCGUAGACAGUAUGGGUCUGGAUUGUUACGGUAGUAGUGUACUUAUAACUGUUGUUCGGGACCGCGGAGGGAACGCACCAUGGAUACGUUCCUGGACAAUUUUCAUAAAGUUUCUGUACAUAUCUGAGUGGUUGAUACGAUUUUGCGUAGCGUUUCCCCAAUCUCCCUCCGGUGUCCUUGUUCAUUGGACAAUGGUGAUUUCUGCUGGAAUUAUGGCGUUUUGUACGAGAAAGUCGUUUCUUGUGAUACGUGUUAGAAACUAGCCAUUUUGUGAUGGCAAUGUGAGAUGCAGUACAUUUCUGGAUUGGUUGGAGAAAGUGCAGAAUGAUAGUUCCAACAACUACUUAUAGAGGAAUGAGUAUUAUACGUGUUUCCUUUUGUUAAUAAAAAUGUUUUAGUACAAAUGGA
Molecule: messenger RNA, 4402 nt
Organism: Ornithodoros turicata
Lineage: Eukaryota; Metazoa; Arthropoda; Arachnida; Ixodida; Argasidae
Gene: Lpin
Product: phosphatidate phosphatase LPIN3-like
Exons: 20
Coding region: 256-3327 (1023 amino acids)
Biological process (GO): cellular response to insulin stimulus; positive regulation of transcription by RNA polymerase II; triglyceride biosynthetic process
Cellular component (GO): nucleus
Molecular function (GO): transcription coactivator activity; phosphatidate phosphatase activity
Source: RefSeq, a predicted model, not a curated record